Messenger RNA from Vigna angularis (adzuki bean), 1142 nucleotides. RefSeq lists its product as uncharacterized. Lineage: Eukaryota; Viridiplantae; Streptophyta; Magnoliopsida; Fabales; Fabaceae. Bases 55 to 816 code for a protein of 253 amino acids. The record is from RefSeq and is a predicted model, not a curated record. The transcript is spliced from 4 exons. Gene Ontology annotation, biological process: snRNA export from nucleus.
UUUUCAUUUGAUUCGUUGAGGUUUUCGAUUAUUGGAGUUGUUGAGUGUUUUGAAAUGGAGAAUGGAGAGAACAUUCUGGACGCGAUUCUCGAAGAGGAAAUUUUGAACGAUGUUGAAAUGGUCGACGUUGAAGAAGGGGAAUUAGUGGAACAGGAGCAGAAACAGGAACAAGAUGAUUCACGAAACGUUUCUGGACAAAACGUUGUCGUGGAAGCUGAUAACACGAAACCGCAGAGUAAGAACCGAAGGCGUAAAAACAAGAGAAACAGAAGAAAGGGUUCAGGAAUAAACGGUGCCGUUGAUAUUAACAGGUUUGUGAUAGAUGUAUGUCGGCGGCUGAAAGAGAAAAAGUCAUACAUGGUAUAUACAGCUGUUGCUUGCCUUGGAGUUUCUUCAUUAAGUGAUCUCAUCAAUGAGGUGGAUGCUAUACAGUCCUGUGGAGGACAGAAGACUGUUGAUGGUAGCCGAUUUCGGACAAGGGGUGGGGUAUUGUGGAGCAUCAUUAAGGUUCGAGAACCAAAUGCUUACAAAGAGAUCAUGAAAAAAGCAAAGGAGUUUGAGAAGCAGUUCAGGCAGCCAAAUGUUAACAGGCCACCUCUGCAAAGGAAAGAGAAUUCUUCUUUAGGGGAGGCCUCUACAUUUGGUAGCAGGCCUCAGGGUAAUGUUUCUGAGAAACCCUUUUCUGCAUUACAAAGGCAAAAUCAACCUGAACCAUCAGGAGAAGCGAAACGUAGCUCUGUUCAUGACAGAUUAAGGAUACCUGUUUCUUAUGAUGAUGACUUGCUCGAACUAAGCACGGAUAACAACCCAACCUGACUCUGGAUGAAAAGGGACCUUCAUACUGUGACUCUUUUUUCAAUCCUUUAUCAAAAUUUACAUCUCUUUCUCAUUCUCACCCAUUACUGCUCUCUUUUUGCCUUUCAUCCCGAUUUUGGUCUGUGAAACAAGUUCACACAGAUGGGGCAGUAUUUUGCAUUUGGAUUUUACUGGGAAGGAUUUUUCUUGUAAUGAGACGAGAGGGUAUUUACUAUAUAGCAUAAGAUUUUUUAUGCACUUGAAAUGGAUGGGAACUAUUGUGAAGAGUUUCGCUAGUCUUGGACAAAUACACUACAUAUUUAUCCUUCAGUUAUGAAUUAGUCGGU